Mya arenaria is the source of this 1589-nucleotide messenger RNA. RefSeq lists its product as uncharacterized. The transcript is spliced from 9 exons. Gene Ontology annotation, molecular function: protein binding. Bases 39 to 1589 code for a protein of 516 amino acids. Lineage: Eukaryota; Metazoa; Mollusca; Bivalvia; Myida; Myidae. The record is from RefSeq and is a predicted model, not a curated record.
UGGAAUGCUUAAGAUGUAGUGAUGUCGCUGAUCCGAAAAUGUGUAAUAGCACUGCAGUAUGUUCUACUGGUCAGUCAUGUUUCGUGCAAACGACACAGACAUCACCUGCCAUACGAUACGAGAUGGGCUGCCAAAACAAUCAGCUGUGCACAAGCAGCAACUUGCAUGGAGGAGCAGGAAUUAUCGGACGGGCUUUGAACACUCGUCAAGUGACCGCCUGCCACGAAUGCUGCUUGUCUGACAACUGCAACGAAAGGCUUUGUGCACACAGAAAACCCACUGCAUGCAUUGACUCGGCCUCGGUGGACUGCGCACUUCUCAAUUCGCUCUUGAAUGUAUGCACAGACGUAGAUCAUGCGAAGACGAUAUGUCCGAAGUACUGCGGACUUUGCUCUCUAGUGGAUGGAAACUGGGCUGACUGGUCUACAUGGUCUCAGUGUGACGUCACCUGUGAAAGUGGUACGCAAUUGCGUACACGCACCUGCACAAAUCCCGCACCCAAUAAUGGCGGACUCGAUUGUGUAGGCUCAGCCAAUCAGACAAAAGUCUGUGUGAAGGAACUUUGUCCCGUGCAUGGCGGGUGGAGCACUUGGACUAGCUGGGGUUCGUGUUCUGUGUCCUGUGAUGCAGGACUUGCUACUCGCCGUAGGAAUUGCAAUAACCCUAAGCCGGAUAGAUUUGGUGACCACUGCUUCGGAGAUUCAUUUGAAGCAAGGAUAUGCAUGCAAAGACCAUGUGCUGGUAAGGAUGGUGGCUGGUCGGAAUGGUCGUCUUGGGGUGUAUGUGAGGAGGGACAACUUGGGCGAAACCGCAGCUGUAACAAUCCAGAACCAUCCGUAUCCGGCAAGCAGUGUGCAGGAACAGAUAUGCAAACUAAACCAUGCUCACUUCAGAAAUGCUAUUCCAGAGGAGAUAUGGUGUACUUCAUUGCCCAUUCCUACGAAAUGUCCCAGGCACAUUAUUUGAUCUGCCCAACUGUUGUGGACAAUGUCGGCAAUGGUUACCAUAGCAACAACGGCUCCUUUGUCGCGCCUGUCAGUGGGCAGUACUCCUUUUCUGCUCAGAUAUGUACAUCCGAUACAAAGACCUUAGAUGUCCAGAUUCGCGACGGUAUUGGUCACGCUAAAGGCUUCAAGACGCCAUUGACACUGAAAGACGAUGUCACACCCAAGUUCAUGAAGGCAAGGUCGGUUCCGUUUUCAAUGAAAUCGAAAAUCGAGAAAGAACUUAACAACCUUGAAAGAGAAGGAAAAUUCACGAAGGUUAAUACAAGUGAGUGGGCUACACCAAUCGUAUCUGUUUUUAAAUCAACGGGAGAUGUCAUGAUUAAAGGAUAUUUCAAGGUCACGGUCAACCAGGCCCUGAAGGUCGACAAAUAUCCACUCCCACGUGUGGAUGACAUUUUCGCUAAUCUGUCACAGGGACAGAAAUUCACGAAACUGGAUUCACGCCAGGCUUAUCUACACUUCGAGGUCGACGACAGUAAGGAGGUACUGACAAUCAAUACACUAUACCGCUAUAACCGGUCUUUGUAUGGAAUUGCCUCAUUCCCUGCGAUAUGGCAGCGCACAAUGGACACAAUAUUUUAG